GCAUUAUGUAUCCCUAUUAUGCGCCUGUUGACAGUCUGACAUUCACGUGCACCCUUUUGCCACAACUGCACACCAUGGUACACCCUACCCUUUGUGUACAGCCCCCCCCAGUCUGGCCUCGGUCCGCCGGUGGUGCAGCAGUUUCAGCUAGGCACAAGACGCAUGGCGCCGACAGGUGGAGCCACCCUAACCUCGACCCUGCGCUACAAUGACGCUGCCCCCAACACCGCCGCAGUGGUCCUCCCAUCUUCCAGCGCUGGGCCACGCGCGCUACGUGCCGUCCAUGAGAAGGCGUCGAAGAAGAAGUACGUCUCUAGGGCUGAGCUGGACCGUAUGAAGACCGCGCUGCUGGCCACUGUCACGGCCUUCAUCGACGGGCAGCGGGCGAUGUACGCAGCUGGUCGGGUGGCGAAUGGGAAUGGCCCGGCGUCCACUGGACAGGGAAGCCAGGAGGAGCCGAGUCCAGCCACGUUGGCUCGCCGUGAGGUUCUCCUGGCGGCGGAGGACUUCAAGAGGUGUGGGGUCUGAUCUGGCACGUCGAUAAGCCGCGGAUGUGGCCGUUCUCGACCCUGAUCUUUGCUGUGGGGUUUCGCAGGGGAUUCAAGCGGCGCCACGUCCAAAUGAGCUGCUAUAAGACCCGCCAGAUCGCCUGGGGGCUGUACGCGUUGGAGGCCACACUGCACAACUACAAAACCGCCGAGGGAAAGCUGAGCCAAGACAGUGAAGACAAUCGCCGGGGGUACGAGGCCAUGGUGUUGCACUGCCGCAGGUGGGUGGAGCACGCCGUGGACAACCUUGGUGUGCCGUACGACGACGAGGCCGAGGUUUUCGAGUUCGGCAAUGGGAGGCAUGGGCAGCAGCGGCGGCAGAGGCAUGGGCAGCAGCGGCGGCAGAGGCAUGGGCAGCAGCUGCGAGGCAUGGGCAGCAGCAGCGGCAGAGGCAUGGGCAGCAGCAACGACAGGCAUGGGCAGCAGCAGCAGCAGAGGCAUCAGCAGCAUGAGAGUAAUGGGCAGCAUGAUAGUCAUGGGCAGCAGUAGCAUGGGGAGCAGAAGGGGCUAUGGCAAGGGAUAAAGGGAGGAUGAAUGGAGGCACGGAAUGGCCCAGGGAUGGAAGCACAUGCAUGAGGAUUGGACAAGUGCUGGAGUGAGGAGCAUACUAAGGGAUGAUGGGUGGAAGCAGAUGGUAGUGGCAGAUGCAUGGGAAAAGGGGCGCAGCAGAGGCAUGGGUAGAGGGGAGCCUGAAAAAUCAUGGGAAGAGGAGCAGGGAAAACAAGGGAGGACGGGAGCAGGAGGGGCAGAAGGAUGUAGCAAAUGUGAGGGAUGGAUAAUGUGGCAUGUGUAGAGACGCCAGGAGGCAGCUAGGGCGGCAGGAGGUGCUAGGGCAGCAUGAGGCAGCUAGGGCAGCAUGAGGCAGUUGGGGCAGCAUGAGACAGCUAGGGCAGCAUGAGGCAGCUAGGUCAGCUUGAGACAGCUAGCAAGGGGAGGGAAGGGGGGGAAGCAGCAAGAGGAAGGAGAAGCAGCUAGAUUAGAAGUAUAUAGGGGCAGGAAAAAUCAGCAAGGGGAUCUAAUAUGUGACACCAGGCAAUAUUAGCGGUGGUAGUAGCAGGAUCGGUGAAGGUGGCUGUAUAGGUGUUUUAGGUGUGAUUAUGUAGGAUUGUAACCAGGUUUUUUUAGUGCAUUUAUUAAC
Closterium sp. NIES-67 is the source of this 1686-nucleotide messenger RNA. NCBI's taxonomy places the organism in Eukaryota, Viridiplantae, Streptophyta, Zygnematophyceae, Desmidiales, Closteriaceae. The record is from the annotation of a GenBank genome assembly.